AUGUCUCCUAUUUUAUCUCGUAAGCCGACUGUUGUCGGUUCAUCCCCUCGUCGAACACGUCGUAAGAUUUCUAAUCAAAUUUUCUCUCCAAAAUAUGUGUUGCCUGUUCGGAGAAAGUUUGGAACUGCCGAAGGCAGAAAAAUGCGUUGUAAAUCGCCAGUUAAAGAUCAAAAAUCAACCCUAACUGAAGUUAACAGAGUUUGUCCAAAGAACUCUCCUAAGAAGAAGAUUCCUAAAACUCCAAAAAAUCGCGUCGUUCGUGCUCCUCUCAACCCCCAAACGAAAGCCCACACCAAAGGAUUUUCUCAGCAGGAUACUUCUCCUUUUAUGUCCCGAGUUAUAGAUCUUGAGCAGCAACAACAAUCCUGUAACAUUGCUCCACUUUCCUCAUCUUGGGCAGCUGUCAAUUCGUCAGCCGAAAAUUCAUCUGGUGCUGUCAUUCCGUCUGAUGAAGUAAUUCAAGAAUAUGUUGUCACUAAAGACCUUAUUCCAACCUUGGAUAUUGAUAAUCGUAUGGAGGAACUUGGAGUCGAAGGAAAUGUUGAUGCUAUAGAUGAAACACAGCCUGCCAUUAUAGCAUCUGAUGAGUAUGAGGCAGAUCCAAUCGAUAUUUGUGAAUCUGACCCGUUCGCCUUCAUUCGGACGUUACCGCCUGUGUCAGACGACUUUUUUGCCCAUCCCCCAGCCCUUCCUAAGCAAACCCGAUCGUGUCCAGAGCACUGUUUAGUUCUCGAUUUGGAUGAAACUCUGGUUCAUUGCAGUCUGGAGCCCCUGGUUGAUGCGAAAUAUGCUUUUCAAGUUGUAUAUCAGGAUGUUGUUUAUAUGGUAUAUGUUCGUCUAAGACCCCAUCUUCAGGCCUUCCUCGAAAGGGUUUCUCAACUUUAUGAAGUGGUUCUUUUUACUGCAAGUACCAAAGUAUACGCAGAUCAAUUGGUAAAUCUUCUCGACCCCAAAAAGAAGUACAUAAAACACCGCCUUUUCCGGGAGAGUUGUGUUUUUGUUAAUGGAAAUUACGUAAAGGAUCUUCGAGUUCUGGGGAGAGAUCUUACGAAGACUGUGAUCAUUGACAACUCUCCUCAAGCCUUUGGUUAUCAGCUUAGCAACGGAAUUCCAAUCGAAAGUUGGUUCACUGAUCAACAAGACACCGAAUUAAUGAAAUUAAUCCCUUUCCUUGAACGAUUGGCUAAAUUGUCCGAUGUGCGACCGUUUGUGAACCGUCAAUUCCAAUUACAAUCGCGAGUUUUCUCAAAAGAUUUCUCUCAACUCCGAUGUAUUUCCACACCUAAUAACCUCUACCAUUGUGAAGACGAUAUCGACUCCUUGGAAUUCGAUCAGGACCCCAUUGCUGACUUGGAAACAGAGACAUAUCUUGCUGAUGACGACAGUUUGGAAAAGGAAGCCCAGGAGGCGGAAUGUGCGACUUUUGCUUACCGGCUCUCAGUGAAUGACAAUGGCAAGGUGACGCUCACGAUUAAAGAUGAUCUACCGGAAGACAGAAUGGCCUGCCCUUUGGUUCAUUGUCGCAGAAUAUAUACGAAGAAGAGGCAUCCCGUCUCAAUGGUUACUGUUCGCCGUUGA
This is a messenger RNA of Rodentolepis nana, 1578 nucleotides long. NCBI's taxonomy places the organism in Eukaryota, Metazoa, Platyhelminthes, Cestoda, Cyclophyllidea, Hymenolepididae. The record is from the annotation of a GenBank genome assembly.